GGCUUUUCCUCUGCAUGGGUAUAAAUAAGCAGCCCAGUUAGUCCAUUGAAGAUUAUAUUACACCCAUUCAAUAGUGCCUCAGAACUCUAUAGUUACUUCAACUUUAUCUAUAUAUAUAUAUAUAUAUAUAUAGAGAGAGAGAGAGAGAGAGAAAUGAUAGGGUGGGAAGAUGUUUACAAGGUGGUAGUGGCGAUGGUGCCUCUCUAUUUUGCACUGAUUCUCGGAUAUGGGUCGGUGAAGUGGUGGCGCAUCUUUAACGCCGACCAGUGCGACGUCAUAAACCGCUUCUUGUGCUACUUCACACUCCCUCUCUUCAGCUUCGAGUUCACCGCCCACGUCGACCCGUUCAAGAUGAACUACUUGUUCAUCAGCGCUGACGCCAUCUCCAAGUUCGUUAUCGUGGCCGUGGUUGCCUUCUGGGCCAAGUUCAGCAGCAAGGGAAGCUAUUGCUGGUCUAUAACAAGCUUCUCUUUGUCCACUUUAACCAAUUCUCUGGUGGUAGGUGUGCCCUUGAUGAAAGCCAUGUAUGGGCAAAUAGGGGUAGAUCUAGUGGUGCAGUCUUCUAUUGUGCAGGCCAUUAUUUGGUUUACCUUUCUCUUGUUCGUGCUGGAAUUUCGUCGGUCGGGCACCGACGUAUCUCCCAAAACAACCAUUGGAGACCGGGUUUCUUCGCCGAAUGAACCAGUGAAGGAUUUGGAGGGGAACGGGGAGGUUGUCGUGAUCCAUGCGAGGCCGUCCUUCUGGCAUUUGAUGAGGGUUGUGUGGCUGAAACUUGCCAUGAAUCCAAACUCUUAUGCUUGUAUAGUGGGCAUAAUCUGGGCUUUGAUAGCAAACAGAUGGAGUUUUCAAAUGCCAAGUAUCAUGGAGGGAUCAGUGUUGAUCAUGUCAAGAGCUGGAACAGGGACUGCAAUGUUUAAUAUGGGACUCUUCAUGGCUUCGCAAGAAAAGAUUAUUGCUUGUGGCACAAGCCUGACUGUGUUUGGGAUGGUUCUAAGGUUUAUUGCUGGACCUGCAGCAAUGGCUAUAGGGUCCGUUGCUGUGGGACUACAUGGCGAUGUCUUGCGUGUUGCUAUUAUCCAGGCAGCUCUACCACAAUCCAUCACAUCCUUCAUUUUUGCCCAUGAAUAUGAACUGCAUGCAGAUGUGCUCAGUACUGCGGUGAUAUUUGGCACAAUUGUGUCACUUCCGGUGUUAAUUGCAUAUUAUGCAAUUUUAGAAUUUUUAAAUUGAUCCAUUUCUUGUCUAUCGAUGUCGUUUCUUGGUUUCCAUGUGUAACCUCCAAUAUUUUAAUUAAUCCAUAGUUUAAUUUCAUCUUA
Molecule: messenger RNA, 1316 nt
Organism: Malania oleifera
Lineage: Eukaryota; Viridiplantae; Streptophyta; Magnoliopsida; Santalales; Ximeniaceae
Product: auxin efflux carrier component 5-like
Exons: 5
Coding region: 154-1230 (358 amino acids)
Biological process (GO): auxin polar transport; auxin export across the plasma membrane
Cellular component (GO): endoplasmic reticulum; plasma membrane
Molecular function (GO): auxin efflux transmembrane transporter activity
Source: RefSeq, a predicted model, not a curated record